Homalodisca vitripennis (glassy-winged sharpshooter) is the source of this 331-nucleotide messenger RNA. RefSeq lists its product as uncharacterized. The record is from RefSeq and is a predicted model, not a curated record. Lineage: Eukaryota; Metazoa; Arthropoda; Insecta; Hemiptera; Cicadellidae. The transcript is spliced from 3 exons. The annotation marks the transcript as partial.
CUCUCAGGGACACUCUGGUGCUUGGCCGUGGCUACAAGAGCUCAUGGGGCAGACACACCUUACCACUGUUAACAACAAGGGUGGUGUAGAAUUUCUGGUAUCUGUAUUUGUGCUGUGUGUGGAUAUCAUGUCAGGCUACAGCAGUCUGGAGACAGUAGGUCAGGACAGUAGAGCACCCAGGCUCCCUCAGGCUGUGGUCUCACUGGUCAAUCAACAUGGGAGAUGUCAAGUCGAUGUUGGAAUGGCUGAACCACAUGAAGGGAAACUGAGUCAUUUCCAUCACAAUAUUUGCCUCAGUUCCAGAUGGCUGCAAGGAAUCUGUCCCUUAUAA